Miscanthus lutarioriparius is the source of this 336-nucleotide messenger RNA. NCBI's taxonomy places the organism in Eukaryota, Viridiplantae, Streptophyta, Magnoliopsida, Poales, Poaceae. The record is from the annotation of a GenBank genome assembly.
AUGUCGUUCAGUAAGCAGAAUACUGUGGUGGCCGCCAUCGCCUUGGCCCUGCUCCUCCUCACUUCAUCACAUCUUGCAGCUGGAGCCGAUGAUGAAACAAUAGUACCGUUAAAGACAUGUGAAUUCAUGAUCAAGGUUCCCUGCUGGGGCAGAAACUCGAUUUGCAUUCCCAUUUGCAUUGCAAAAGGCUACACCGGCGGUUUCUGCGAUGUUGCCACCUGCAUGUGCACCAAGCAGUGCCCUGACGAGGCAGAGGCAGAGGCAGGUGGGCAAUCAUCACAUCCGCCCGUCGACGUGCAUCCUCCGCUGGGGAAGCGUGGUGGGAUGCUCAACUGA